AGAACCUGGUGCAUAAUUCAAGUUGGCCACUUUGGUCCACUGAUCUUUCAGCCAAAGUGCGGCCUGGGAUCAAGGCUAGGGUAGCGCAAGUGUUCACAAGUGGCGAAGCAGCACCCCUAUAAAUUACAAGUUCAAGGGCUUACCUACCUACCUAGUACCUAUAUGUCUAGGACAGGAUGGGAGCUUCAAGAAUAUGGUGUCUACUACGUAUCCGUCUAGUGUUUGCUACGGUCACACUAAUAAUAUUACUAGCUUGUUCAUGGCAAGCGAAAGCCUCACUGACAACAUCUCCAUCCACUGUGGCUUGUCCUGAUGACACUGUCACCUUCACCUGCACUCUGCCUGGUAGUCUCAUACGAUGGACGGUGUUUGCUGCAAUGGCUGCUCCACAAGGCCGGAUAGAGUUGUUCAGAAUCAAUUUGAUUCCCAACACCAAUAUUAAUGAGACAGGAGGUGAUCCAGCAUUUCGUGGUGUUCUCACUGACUCCAGUGGACCCCUCACUGCCACUCUCACCUCACUGUCUGAGGCCUCCAUUGUGGAGGGUACUAUGGUGGAGUGUGAUGGAGAGAGCUCACAAGAAGGUCCUCUCACCAUCACUGUGGCUGAUCCACCCUCACGUCCACUCAACCCGAGAGUAUCUUUCACUCUAAAUCAACCCAGCUCCUCUAAUAUCACUCUGGACUGGGACUCCCCCUCCUCUACUGGUGGUGUGUCUGUCAGUUAUGUCCUCACCAUCUCCCUAACACCUCUCUCCAAGUCACCAGUCACCGUGGGGACCACCUCUGGACAGAUCACCGUCUCUUACAACACUCCUUACAAUAUGACCAUCAGAGCUGUUAACUGUGCUGGAAUGAAUGAAACUUCAAUUGUGGAUCUAAUUGUGUGCCCCACACCGUUUACUGCUGCUGGGGUGACCAUCACCAACACACCUCCUGUCACUAUUGGUGGAUCCAUGCUCUCCUUCACUUGUAGUGGAGACAAUGAAGUGAGAACCUCAACCUGUGGCAGUAGUGGGUGGUCUCCUGAUCCUGGGACCUAUGACUGCAGAACAGUUACCUGUGGCUCUCCUGCCACACCAUCCAGAGGUAAUGUGGACGUCAAUGGUGGGACACCACCCUUCUUAAUAGGCUCACAGGUAAUCUACCGCUGUGACGAGGGACUGUUCCCCCCUGAUGUGAGGACCAGUACAUGCACUGAUGUGGGGGGUAGGGGAGAGUGGGUGGAGAAUCCUGGGAGCUUGGUGUGCAGGGAGAGGCCAGUCAACUGCACUGUACCUGUUGUACCAUUCAACGAUACUAUUACAAUAACAAAUGUCAAUGGUAUUGUAUUCAACUAUGAGAUGUUGAAUGAGACAGUGUUGGAAGGAACAGUGCUGACUUACCAGUGUAACAAUGGACUCUCACUGACUGAACCCAACACCAUCACUUGCACUAAUGCUGGAGUGUGGAGCAUUGAGCCUGAGGAAAUAACGUGUGUACUGACUGAAGGUACUGGCAUUGGACCUAUUGUAGGUGGUGUUGUUGUAGGUAUAUUGGUGGUAGUGUGUCUCAUAGUCAUUGUGGUGGUUGCCCUGUUCUUACUGAGGAGGCAGAAAUCAGACGAGUUCAGAGAAGAUGUGGUGGAGAUGUCGGGACUUCAGGGAGACUACAGCGAGCUGAGGCACGAUGGCCCAAGGAAUGCAAAGAAAGCCCAACCUCCUGACUCUGAGGGUGACUCUGAGGGUUACAGCAGAGUUAAUCGUAGCCCGGAUGCUGGGGCACUGACUUACGAUGAGGUGGUCCUCAACUCAGACAAUAAGAUAGGAAUCAACUCAGAAGGCUACAGUACAAUGAACACUGGACAGACUCAGAGACUACCCGGCUAUGGACAGCUCGGCAAUGUGGAUACAGUGGAACCAGUGGUGUAUGCUGCCCUUAGCUCCAGCCAGUCCCACAAGAAAGGCAAAAACACGACUGCCACAGUGGACCAACACCAGGUCACCUACGCCACUGUGGAUGUUGCUGCCACCAGUAGGAAGCAAGCCAAAGCAGCCACCCUCCCAGCCAGCCCAACAGCCUCAGCCCCAGCCCUGCCUGAUGUGGACAAGCUCCUGGACAUUGACCAGGCCUUGGUCCAGAUCAGGUCAAUGGACCACAAAUGGAGGGAGCUGGCUGAGACUAUGAGGCUGCCUAAAACAAUGAUUGAACAGAUUGAGGAUUCGUGUGGAGUCAACCAUGGUGGCUGUCUAACGGAGGUGAUCGACCAAUGGAUGAGGGGCUGUUCUGGGCGACCAACCUGGAGGGAGCUGGCUGGUCAUCUCCAUAAUAUUGGAGAGGAGCAGCUAGCAAAGGAGCUCAUAAAUAUCUACGAAACUGGUCGCCUCCCAGUGGAGUUGAACAUGAAGGCAGUACCAAGUACCGUGUACAAGUACGACCGAGCCCCUCCCCCUCCCCUCCCCUCUCGAUCCCCCACCAUGACAGAUGACGGCCCCGGAUUACCAAAGGCACUGCCUCCCUCACGUCCUCCUAAACCAACUAUUGAGAUAGUUCCAGCCCGUCCCCCUAAACCAGCCCCUAACAACGAACCCCCGGCACCUCCACUCCCUUCUAAGCACUACACCAAGCACUAGGUGUGUGGUACGGAAUUAAAACUAUUUUUAGUACAAGAAUAAACUCUCAAUACAUGAAAUCAUUUUUGUUAGUUUACCCCGGAUUUUAGCCACAAUCAUUUAAUUGUCAGCUUACAUGUUUAACAUGUCAGGAAAGUUUUAUUCAAGAUAGGUUGUUUCCUCUCAAUUCACUUUUUACCCAAGAAUUUUUUGAUCACUUAA
This is a messenger RNA of Halichondria panicea, 2810 nucleotides long. RefSeq lists its product as uncharacterized. Lineage: Eukaryota; Metazoa; Porifera; Demospongiae; Suberitida; Halichondriidae. The record is from RefSeq and is a predicted model, not a curated record. Bases 177 to 2609 code for a protein of 810 amino acids. Gene Ontology annotation, biological process: signal transduction. The transcript has 17 exons. Gene Ontology annotation, molecular function: protein binding.